GCCAACCACCCCCUCUCUCACUCUCUACGCUCCUCUCGCGACGCUGAUCCACAAAGCAGACUGUCGGCUGACGGCAGUGGCACCUCGCCGCUUCAGGGUGAAGAUGUUCGGCAAUCUGUGCGCUCGUAAGUUGGCUCGCCGAUCGCGGUCCGCGUUAAUAGCCGCGCUGACAGUGCUGCUGGUCCAAACGCUCAUCGUCUGGAACUUCAGCAGUCUGGACAUGGGGGAAGAGCGCAAAGACAACGGCAGAGAGAAGAGGGACCGAAUCGGCAUCAACAAAGAAUACAGCGAGAACCCGAAGAGUGGCUUCCAGAGGAGACAUCACCAGCCGCCGCUGGGCAAAGCAUCUAUUCGACACAAUCAACAACCGGAUGGCUACUACUCGCACCGGCCCAAGGAGAAAGUCCGCGUGGACAGCAACAAUGAGAAUUCCGUUCCUAAAGACUUUGAGAAUAUAGACAACAGUAAUUUUGGGGCGCGAUCCCAGAUGCAAAGACACGUGCCCAGCAAGCACAAACAAGGCCUGCUUGAGAAGGCCCACGCGCAGCCAAGCCUGAGCAAGAACUCAAAUGAGGUUAUUCAGUAUGCUCAAAACGAAGGCGUCUACAAUCAGACACGGACAGAGCUUCACCGGAGGAUCAAUCCAACACUCCACCCACAGCAGUCCCAGCAGCACAGGCACCACCUCCAGCAGGCCAAGAGAAUGGCCAUGCCCACCGCAGACAUCAAGUAUGACCAGCCACCCAAAUGCGAGAUCAGCGGCAAAGAGGCCAUUUCCGCCCUUUCUCGUGCCAAGACCAAGGAGUGCCGGCAGCAGAUAGUUGAAGUUUAUUGCCGUCACAAAGAACGGCAGCUCAUGCCUGAGAAGGUCACUCGUUACUGUCCCUUAGAGGGCAAAGUGAAUAUGAAUGUACAAUGGGAGGAGGACUCAAUGGAGACCGUGCCUGCAGUACCCGUGCGAAUAGCCUUCAUGUUAGUGGUGCACGGACAGGCCUCUCGACAGGUGCAGCGACUCUUCAAGGCUAUAUACCACACCUCCCAUUUCUACUACAUCCAUGUGGACCAGCGGUCCAACUACCUGCACAGGCAGAUGGUGGCUUUGGCUAACCAAUACCCCAACGUCCAGGUCACACCGUGGCGUAUGUCUACGAUAUGGGGCGGGGCCAGCCUCCUCACCAUGUACCUGCAGAGCAUGAAGGACUUGUUGGCCAUGCGUGAUUGGCCCUGGGACUUUUUUAUCAACCUUAGUGCUGCUGAUUAUCCAAUCAGGACCAAUGAUCAGCUGGUGGCCUUCCUGUCCAAAUACAGAGACAUGAAUUUCAUCAAGUCCCAUGGGAGAGACAACGCUCGCUUCAUCAGAAAACAGGGCUUGGACCGGCUUUUCUUCGAGUGUGACACCCAUAUGUGGCGACUUGGAGACAGAAAAAUUCCAGAAGGCAUUUCCGUGGAUGGAGGCUCUGACUGGUUUCUGCUUAAUCGGAUGUUCGUGGAGUACGUCAUCAACUCUCAAGAUGACAUGGUGACCAGCAUGAAGCGUUUCUACAAGUACACGCUCUUACCUGCAGAGUCGUUCUUCCACACAGUGUUGGAGAACAGUCCUCACUGUGAGAGCAUGGUGGACAACAACCUCCGUAUCACUAACUGGAAUCGAAAACUGGGCUGCAAGUGUCAGUACAAGCACAUUGUGGAUUGGUGCGGCUGCUCGCCCAAUGACUUCAAGCCCUCCGACCUGCCUCGUUUCCAGCAAACCACCAGGCCCACAUUCUUUGCAAGGAAGUUUGAAGCCAGUGUAAAUCAAGAGAUAGUGAACCACCUGGAUGUCUUCCUAUUUGGGAGUAUGCCCCAGGGCACGCCGGGUCUCAAGGCCUACUGGGAGAAUGUUUUUGAUGAAGCCGAUGGGAUUCACAGCCUGUCCGAUACACAGCUAACCCAUUACCAUGCCUUCGCCCGAUUAGGCCUGGCACGAACGGCCAACUCGCUACAGGGAGACCCCAGUGACAAUAGAUGCAGGUAUUUUGCCAUGGGGCAUCCUGUGUCAGUCCACAUCUACUUCCUGUCUGAUGAGUUCCAGGGUUACCUGGUCAGGUAUCAUGCCACCAACCUGGCAACCAGCAAGCUGGAAACCCUGGAGACCUGGGUCAUGCCCAAGCAAUUCUUCAAGUUCACCAAUCCACCCAAUACCUUCAACCGACUACAGUUUGCAGAGAUUGGAACAGAUUGGGACGCCAAGGAAAGGAUAUUCCGAAACUUUGGGAAGCUAAUGGGGCCUAUGGAUGAACCUGUGGGAAUGCAGAAGUGGGGGAAAGGGUCAAAUGUCACUGUGACUGUGGUGUGGAUUGACCCCACCAACGUCAUAGCUGCCACCUACGACAUACUGAUCGAUGCAAGUGCUGAAUUCACACACUACAGGCCUCCCCUGAAUCUGCCGCUGCGACCAGGCAUGUGGACUGUACGUGUGCUGCACCACUGGAGUCCCGUGGCAGAGACGCGAUUUCUGAUCACUCCCCUGACCCACCACAAGCACCUGCCAAUUCACCAAGAGGAUGCUUUGAGAAUGCACAACGGUCCAGCCAAGAACAGCUACAUGGAGCAGAGUUUCCAUGGCCUAAACCCCAUUCUCAACAUCCCGGUCCAUCUGGGCCAGGUGGAGGCUGCAGCUCACAAUGCAGGGCUCACAGGGGCUGAACUGGAGCACUGGGUGGACAGUCUAGUGGGCGAGGUGUGGUCAGAUGUGGACGUGUGCUCCAAAGGCCCCAGUGGCUGUCCAGUUUUACAGACUUGCAGGGAAACUGCAUGGAGCUCUCUAAGCCCUGAUCCAAAGUCCCAACUGGGCCCACCUAGAGCUAACGGACGAAUCAGGUAGCAGCAUUUGCUGCCCUGAAGACUUGCCUUCUUUUACAAAAUUUUUUUAGGUAAUUUUUUAUUUAUUUUCCAGCAUCGCUCCUGCAAAUAUGAGCAAAACGCCCCCUUGUCCGCUUUCAAACACAAGACACACAGGGUCAAGUGUGUGCUGGGAAGUUGUUGCAGAUUAUAAAUGUGCACCUUCUGGCUAUUUUAAACUCUUGAGUGCUCUCGUGCUGUGAGUGAUGUCACGCUUCUUUCUGUUUUAUUUAUUUUGAUUACUGUGAUUGAAUCUUUGUUAACUGGAUGCAGCGGAUGAUGCUGCUGAAUGCUGGAAUUGGGAUAUUAAGCACAGAAUGGACCUAAACACUGGUUGUAAGACCAAAAGGGAUGUUUGUGUAGUAAAGCCUCUGUAUUUGACAGCACAAUCACUUACACUUUCUUUAAAUUAUUGAAUUAGUGUUUUUCAGCCUAUACCUUAUUACAGUGGUUCUCAACUGGUUUCGCUUCAAAUCUCAAACUUUACAUUGGAAAUCAAGUAGGGAUGUGUAUUUAAUGGAGCCUGGAUCAUAUUAUCUUUUACCUCAAAGUUUUGCUAAUGGUUUUUGAGAAUGUUGCACAACCUGUCCGUGUUGGCAGCUGCCAAUUUGGUUAGCUUUAACAAAGUGAAAGAUGUUUGAUUGGAAGCACAGCCCUAACAAAAGACAUGUAAAGAAUAUUCUCCUCCCUUUUUUAAAAGUUGAUAGGUUUAUUUAUUUUGGUAUGAUAAUUACGCACAACUGUUUGGUUUGUUACGUUUUAUUAUUUGCAUUAAGCACUGUUUAUAUAUAUAUAUAUAUAUAUAUAUAUAUAU
Messenger RNA from Myxocyprinus asiaticus (Chinese sucker), 3694 nucleotides. Its product is annotated as xylosyltransferase 1-like. Gene Ontology annotation, cellular component: membrane. NCBI's taxonomy places the organism in Eukaryota, Metazoa, Chordata, Actinopteri, Cypriniformes, Catostomidae. Gene Ontology annotation, biological process: chondroitin sulfate proteoglycan biosynthetic process; heparan sulfate proteoglycan biosynthetic process. Bases 104 to 2863 code for a protein of 919 amino acids. Gene Ontology annotation, molecular function: protein xylosyltransferase activity. The transcript has 11 exons. The record is from RefSeq and is a predicted model, not a curated record.